CAGAUAGAGCAACAAGUUACUUGAAACUAUGACUACAGAAAGAGCUAACCUUCAAAAUAGCAAAGCAGCUGUCAUUUGGUUCUAAACCAGGAGUGGGCAAAUUGGGAGCGGGUAAUUCAAUAUUGUGUCUUUUAAAGCUUUAAAUGAAGGACCAUGAGUUUAAACCGGCUGCAAAAAACUUCUCAUCGUUUUCAAUUGAUGAAUUUCAUGUUGUUAUUAAGAAUGAAGUGUCCUAUUGAAACAAGGAGGGAAAAUCAAAAGUAACUGCACAUAACCUGUGUACAGUGACCAGAUUUUAUAAUUGAAAACUGUAGCUUUGAAGAACAACUUCAGCUGUCUCCUCUGCAAGGACCUCCGAUCAAAAUGCACAAUGAAUGCUACUAAAUACAUACUUAUGACACAGCAGCCUCAGCUCCUUUACAGAGAUUUUAAUGAUACAACUGUGGCCAAUAACAGAAGCAGUCUGGGAUUCUGUGAACAAGUCUUCAUCAAAGCAGAGGUAUUUUUAACCCUUGGAAUCAUAAGCUUGCUGGAAAAUAUUCUUGUUAUACUGGCAAUCAUAAAGAAUAAAAACCUACACUCUCCAAUGUACUUCUUCCUUUGCAGCUUGGCCGUGGCUGACAUGUUGGUGAGUGUGUCCAAUGCACUAGAGACAAUUAUGAUGGCAGUUCUGAACAACGGUUAUCUGAGAAUCGAUGACCGUUUUAUCCGACAGAUGGACAACAUCUUUGACUCAAUGAUUUGCAUUUCGUUGGUGGCAUCUAUAUGUAAUCUUUUGGUGAUUGCAAUUGACAGGUACAUUACCAUAUUCUAUGCUCUCAGGUACCACAGCAUCAUGACAGCAAAGAAAACCUUUGCACUCAUCCUGAUCAUCUGGAUUUCUUGCAUCACAUGUGGUAUUAUAUUUAUCAUGUAUUCAGAGGAAAAAACAGUUAUAGUCUGUCUCAUUACAAUGUUUUUCACCAUGCUUGUCCUUAUGGCUACUCUUUAUGUCCAUAUGUUUAUGCUUGCACGAUUGCACAUUAAAAAAAUUGCUGCUCUCCCAGUAGACGGUGUGCUCCGUCAGCGCACGUGUAUGAAGGGGGCAGUUACAAUCACUAUUCUGCUUGGGGUAUUUAUUGUCUGCUGGGCUCCAUUUUUUCUUCACCUCAUUCUUAUAAUUGCAUGCCCUAAGAGUCCAUACUGCAUCUGCUACACAUCCCACUUCAACACAUACCUGGUACUGAUCAUGUGCAACUCUGUCAUCGAUCCACUUAUUUAUGCCUUUCGCAGCUUGGAAAUGCGUAAGACUUUCAAAGAAAUAAUUUGCUGUUAUGGCAUGAGUCUUGCUAUACGCUGCAAAUAGUGAUGUCUAAAGUCGAGGCUUUUCAGUACUGUCAGCAAAUACUAUGAAAUAUAUAUGCUAAAGAGCAGGGAAAUCACUUUUUGUGACUUUCAGUUUUUCUGGCAUUCUGCCCAGCCUCUUUCUGCACAUUGGAUUCACUUCUGUUUGUCUAAACAAAACACUUCACGUUAAGGAGGACAAAUAAUUAUUUCCACUGUGUGCGUGUGUGUGUGUGUGUGUGUGUGUGUGUGUGUGUGUGUGUGUGUGUGUGUGUGUGUGUGUAAUUUUUAAUGUAAAAUUGGAAUUCACUGAAAUGAUUCAUAUCUAUUACUAAGCAGCACUUGCCAUGGAAGAUUGCACUUUGCAUUGUUUUGUUUUUAUAUGUAUCAUUCCACCUUAAUUUUCUUCAUGGAAUUUGCACUAGAAAGCUACAGCUAUGUCAUGGAAUUGCUUAUAAAAUUCUGAAAUUUUUCUAAAAUGUAACAGGACCAGAUCAGUAUUAUUUACAGACUUCUUCACUAAACCAACCAAAAAAACUGUUGGAUAGCAUCUUUGAAAGGAAAACAGCUGGCAAACAAUGUGUCUCUGUUCUAACUUCUGCCAAAUAUCAAAAAGGUUAUGCAUUCCUUUUAAAAAACAAUGGAUGUCUCCACAAACAUUAAUGAAAUAUUUUAAACACAACUAAUUUACAGCACAACCACUAAUAUUUUACUUGCUAUGUGCAUGUUUCUGCUGAUAAGUAUAGUUGUAUGGGUGCCUGUUUUAACUGUAUUGUUGCUGAUCUGUAUGUGUUUUGGUUGACCUUUUUUAAAGAUUAUUUUCACUUCUGUUACAUAUGGAAAUGUCUGUUGUGUUGUGUGUGGCAUUUCAUUUCACAAAAUAUGUAGGCUAUAAAUUAUUUAGUUUGCUACCU
Protopterus annectens (West African lungfish) is the source of this 2237-nucleotide messenger RNA. RefSeq names its product melanocortin 3 receptor (gene MC3R). Gene Ontology annotation, molecular function: peptide hormone binding; melanocyte-stimulating hormone receptor activity. The record is from RefSeq and is a predicted model, not a curated record. The coding region runs from base 371 to 1345 and encodes 324 amino acids. NCBI's taxonomy places the organism in Eukaryota, Metazoa, Chordata, Ceratodontiformes, Protopteridae. Gene Ontology annotation, biological process: G protein-coupled receptor signaling pathway. The transcript has a single exon. Gene Ontology annotation, cellular component: membrane.